Molecule: messenger RNA, 1118 nt
Organism: Rotaria sordida
Lineage: Eukaryota; Metazoa; Rotifera; Eurotatoria; Philodinida; Philodinidae
Source: the annotation of a GenBank genome assembly
AAACAGUUCCUCAAAUUGUAGCUGGUUUUAUCAUCGAUGGAAUUAGCUCAUUGGCCCCAAUCACGAUGGGUGUGUUUAUUGAUUUUAUUUUUUUUUGGUUCAUUUAUCGAAUUUUACGACUAUGUCGUACAUGGCAUCAUCGACCACGUACGAAUUGCCAUUUACGACAUCUAUUAGCCAGUAGACCAAUUCAACGUUUUAUUUUAUUCAAUUGUAAUUGUCCAUGUUACAUAGCACGUCCUAAAUUGCGUUUUCUUGUACGCUUUCUGUUUAUCACGAUUAGUAUUGGUCUACGUUUGUUAGCUAUUAUUCUAUAUGCAACAGCACCAACGUAUAAUAAUUAUGAAUUUUCUAGUCGAACACAAAAACUAUCAGGGAUUUGUGCCAUGACAUUACCAUCAUCGAUACUGACUUUAUUAUUGGAUUAUUAUCAUUUUCGUGUUUGGUGGCAUUAUGUCCCAUCAUGUGAUCAAAAUCCAUUUUACAGACGUUAUUUAAAGAAACAUCGACGUUUUAUUCCAUAUCAUUUAAUGGGUGCAAAUCGAAAUGAAAUUCAAUUAUGGAAUGAACCAUGUGAAUUGGGACAAUUUUGUCUCGAUCGAACAUUAGAACACAUCAUGAUAUUUCAUUUUAAUACAUAUACACCUACGCCACGUUGGUCUGAUGUUCCAGACAAAGAUCCAUUUACUACUACAUACAUUGGUUUUCAUCGUACCGAUGCUCUAGCAGCUGUGAAUAUUGCUUAUACGGAUUUUCGUCUGAGCACAACUCCGCCACAGAUGUUAGGUUUUGGUAUUUAUUUCGCUCGUUCAAUUUUUCAUACCCAGUUUAAAGCAAGACGAGAUGGUGCUGUCAUAUGUGCUGAAAUUCUUAUGGGUCGCGUACUUGAAAUAGAAAAUGAUGAAUUAGAAAAUGUAUCAAAUACCGAUGCAUGGCAUCAGACUUUUGAUACAAUAUAUUACCGACAUCCAACACAACCAUUACGAGAUGAGUUUUGCAUUAAAAGUAAUCAGCAAAUAUUGAAAUGGGUUAUGUGCAUUGAACAACCAUAUGAUACCAAUGUAGUACAAUAUGGGUUGCUCACAGAGUUUGCUGAUACUCAAUGUGGUUGUAUUUAA